Mugil cephalus (flathead mullet) is the source of this 2761-nucleotide messenger RNA. RefSeq names its product 3-oxoacyl-[acyl-carrier-protein] synthase, mitochondrial-like. Bases 203 to 1600 code for a protein of 465 amino acids. The record is from RefSeq and is a predicted model, not a curated record. Gene Ontology annotation, molecular function: 3-oxoacyl-[acyl-carrier-protein] synthase activity. The transcript is spliced from 2 exons. Gene Ontology annotation, biological process: fatty acid biosynthetic process. NCBI's taxonomy places the organism in Eukaryota, Metazoa, Chordata, Actinopteri, Mugiliformes, Mugilidae.
UCAGAGGAUGACAUGAACGCGUCUUAACGAGUGACACUUAACGUUUAGCAAGUUCCCUGCUAAGUAAUUUUUGAACUGAACAUCCGUUUUGUGUGGAAGAUAUUUCACUUUUUGAUUCGUUAAGUCUCCUUUCAGACCCUUAUAGGAGAGUGAUCGAUGCUUAAAGCUAGCUGGCUGUCAAAGUUAGCAGAAAGAUAGCAGAAUGUCUGCUUUAUCAGUGUAUUCCUGGACUAAACUCCAGUUGAGAACGCAGAGCAUAAUGUCUCUUCUCCAAAAGAAUGUCUGCAUUUGUCCAAAUCAAAAUACAAGGCAUCUCAGCUCUGGACAGCAGCACAGAAGGAGGGUUGUCGUUACUGGCAUUGGGUUGGUGUGUCCUCUGGGCACGGGGACUGCUGUGCCCUGGGACCGCCUGAUCAAAGGUCAGAGUGGCAUUGUCGCUCUGGAGUCACAGGACUACAGGACUGUCCCUUGCAAAGUGGCAGCUUUGGUUCCGAGAGGGACGGAAGAGGGAGAGUUUGUGGAUGAGAGGUUUGCCUCACGUGGGGAGAUUAACAGCAUGUCCCCAGCCACAGUGAUGGCCCUCGGGGCCGCUCAGCUGGCCCUGGAGGACUCGGGGUGGUCCCCCAGGAGUGAAGAGGAGCAGCUCAACACCGGGGUGGCUGUUGGCAUGGGCAUGGUGUCGCUGGAGGAGAUCGCUCGCACCUCCGCUGCCUUCCAAGAAAAGGGCUACAACAAAGUGAGUCCCUUCUUCGUGCCUCGCAUCCUCGUCAACAUGGCCGCCGGGCACAUCAGCAUAAAGCACAAACUGAAGGGCCCCAACCACGCAGUGUCUACAGCGUGCACCACAGGCACGCACGCAAUAGGCGACGCAGCUAGGUUCAUUGCCCACGGGGAUGCCGUUGCCAUGGUCACGGGGGGGACAGAAUCGUGUGUCGGGCCCCUCUCAAUAGCCGGCUUUGCCAGGGCACGUGCGCUCGCCACAAAAUGGAACGACAGUCCCACGCUCGCAUCGAGACCCUUUCACCCAGAGAGGGAGGGCUUUGUGAUGGGAGAAGGAGCAGCCGUGCUCCUCCUGGAGGAACUGGACCACGCAGUGAAAAGAGGAGCCAGAGUCUACGCAGAGGUCCUCGGAUACGGACUGUCCGGGGAUGCUAGUCACAUCACUGCACCCACUGCAGAUGGGGAUGGAGCAUUCAGGUGCAUGUCUGCAGCCUUAAGGGACGCAGGCGUCUCACCGGAAGACGUCACAUACAUCAACGCCCACGCCACAUCCACGCCUUUGGGCGACGCAGCAGAAAACGCAGCCAUCAAGAGGCUCUUCCAGCAAAGCGCAGCCAACCUGGCUGUCUCCUCCACCAAGGGAGCCACAGGACAUCUACUCGGGGCCGCUGGUGCCCUCGAGGCAGCGUUCACCGCUAUGGCCUGCUACCACGGGGUCCUGCCCCCAACCCUCAACCUGGAUCGCACAGAGCCAGAGUUUGACCUGAAUUACGUCCCCUGCACGGCUCAGGCGUGGCGGACUCUGGGGCGGCGCGUCGCCCUCACGAACUCGUUUGGAUUCGGCGGCACAAACGCCUCACUGUGUCUCGGUAGCAUGUGAUAACACACUGGGGCUGUUGUGUUAAAAAUGUGAUCUGACCCAGGCUGUACUCUUCACCUCUGAAGCGGUUCUAAUGAACUGACGAUGUGACCUCCUCCACAGACACUGGGACUGAUCUUGUGGGUUUUCAUUAACCGGCUUUGAGUAGUAUAUUAGGAUAAAAAUUCAGAUGGUAGUAUUCAAAUAAACUGUGAAAGUCAGAGGUGAACCAAGCUGAAAUACAGUGAUCAGCCACAACAUUAAAACCACCAGCCUGUGAAGUGAAAAACAUUAAUGAUCUCAUUAAUGUUAUUACUGUUAUGUACUAACUAUUUAUUUUGAUUCCUGCCACCACCUGAACAUUGACCAAGGACAACUCCUUUCUCUUCCUCCUCCUCCUCCCCAUUGAUCAUUGGUCCCUUGGUCUCUGGUCCUUCUCCUUCCUUUGACCACUGUUGAUAGAUCAUAAAAGCAGAGCAGAAACACCCAACAACAGCGGCAGUUCUGGAGAUGUUCUGACCCAGUCGUCAAGUCAUAACAGUUUCAUCCUUGUCAAAGUCUCCUGUCAUCAACUUUAAGGACAAAAUGUCCAACUUGCUGCCUGAGAACAUACUUCACCUGUUAGUGGUUAUAAUAUUAUGGCUGUACACUGCCCAGCCUGAAAUUCCCCAAAUGGUGGCCCUCGCUAUCAAGACUCGUACCAGCCACCUUUCUAGUCAGCAUUUGCACCAAGUUGCACCAGAAUAUAUUUAAUAUAUUGUAUGUCAGUUUGGUUAAUGCAACCAUUAAAUUAAAUUAAAAAAAAACAAGUUCCUCUUCCCUGAAGUGCUGUGAAACCUCGAAAAUAUAACACCUGUUAAUUACGCUACUCAUACAUUUUUCCAACAUUGCAUGCAUGUAGACUCAUGGCAAAAGGAUUUCUGUUUGACUCUGAAUAAUGCUCUGCCUUAAUGGCUUUAUAUGUUUGUGAUAACAUGUUAACGUGGCAUGUGGGAUACAAUGGACAUGUGCAGGGGGGGUGUAGGGAAGGGAGGCGGUCCAUCUAGUUGAUGAUGGCAGGCGAUGUUGUUCUCUUGACCGGAUAAAGAAUUGAAAAUAAUUUAUAUGUGACAAACAUUUGUUUGAUGUUCAUUUAAAGGGGGCACCGGUCUCAUGGAGGUAAUCAAGUAGGAUAACAGACAA